Messenger RNA from Peniophora sp. CBMAI 1063, 1683 nucleotides. The record is from the annotation of a GenBank genome assembly. NCBI's taxonomy places the organism in Eukaryota, Fungi, Basidiomycota, Agaricomycetes, Russulales, Peniophoraceae.
AUGGCGGCUCGCGUCGAUAUCAUCUCUUCUAUGACCCCGCCAUUGCGCCGCCCCGAACAUGUUUCGAUCAUAACGAACACUCCCCGUGAACCUUCUUCGCCACCGCACAUCCCGCCGCCGGUCAUAGCGACGACAAUUCAUGAUCUCCCUCCCGAACUCCUUAUCGACGUCUUCAUGCUUGGCCAGAAAGCUCACGCAGAGUCGUACGCUGAGGAACGUGGCGACGUAGGCUGCGUAUUUGUGCCAUUCGAGAUUGUGGCCAGCCAUACUUGUCAGCGAUGGCGCGACAUAGCCUUGAUUACGCCCAAUCUAUGGACAUACGUCGAUUUCAGCGAAGGUUCUGAUUUUGGGCGCUCGAAGACCUAUCUCGAACGCUCUCGUGAUGCACCGCUCGAUAUCAUCAUCGACUGCACUGAACUUCCCGGCGACCGCGACGCGCAGGAAGACGAGCAUGAGGAAAUCUUCGUAAUGCCCGAGCCGCAGCAUGCUCUGCCCCCACCUCCCUCUCCCUCCACUACAACCUUGUCCCUCGCGUCUCGCUCGCAGGCGCGCUCAUCCGCCGCAGGAUAUAUUGCCAGGCGCCCCAGCAUCAGACAUGUAAAUCCGGAAGAUAUUCCCGUUAUCCUGGAUCUCAUUCUUCCACACGCGUAUCGCUGGCGUACUUUCGACUUCCGCGCUUCCUCAUACGUCGCUAUACACGACAUAUCGCACGCUCUUGCGGCACUGCCAGAGGCUCCUCUGCUGGAGGAAUUGCAUCUGCAUCAUUAUAACGAGAGAGACGGAGAUGCCGAGCAUUUUCCUUAUCAGGAGAUGAAGGCAUCCGUGGCGCCAUUCCGCGGAAUCGCCCCGAAGAUGAACAAUGUCUCGCUCUGGGGCGUGCAUCUCGAUUGGGCAAACUGUCCUUUCUUGUGUUCGCGUACUCUUCAACGCCUAGAGCUGGUGUAUCAUGCGAAGGACGUCCGCCCCUCCUUCCCUACUUUUCAAACGAUCUUAUCGAGCGCGCCGCUCACUACUCUCUGUCUCAUCGCGUCGUCGCCCUCCGAAACUCCUGAUAACUGGCCGGCGAAACGCAUUGAUCUAUCGACACUAACCUCUCUCACCCUCGGACAAAUUUCGCCCACACAUGCCUCGGCCCUUCUAUCUCGCUUGCACAUACCCUCGCUCCGGCAUCUCACGUUGGACUUCGACAUGGAUGACUACUCCGAUACCCUCGCCGUCCUGUCCGACCCCGCCCGCGGGCUCGCACAAAAUCUGGAAUGCCUCAAACUUAAGGGUUUGAUGGCAAGCCGUCCAUCUCGGAGAGCAUUCUACGCCGCGUUAACGGGGCUUAAGGAGUUGAAGAUGCAGGCGUGCUAUCUACCUCUGCACUUCAUGGAUGCUCUAAUCCCGGGUGCUCUCAACGAAACCCACCUCCAGCCUGAGGGUUUCCUGCCUUCCGCGUCAAAUGAACUGGUCGCCUUGUCGUCGCUCAAGUCCCUCACGCUGAUGGGUGCCCCCGGCGACCUCCUUCGUCCCCUCGUUGCUGAGCGACGUAUGGCCGGUGCUCCCCUACAAACUCUCAUGGUCGACGCGAGAACUCGCCUAGCAAGAGGGGACGAGGAAUGGUUGCGUGGCAAUGUGGAUAGCUUCGGCUUUUAUGACGCCUCGGAAGACGAAGAUGUGGAUGAGGCAGCCUCGGACUAG